Fusarium verticillioides 7600 is the source of this 456-nucleotide messenger RNA. RefSeq lists its product as hypothetical. The coding region runs from base 1 to 276 and encodes 91 amino acids. NCBI's taxonomy places the organism in Eukaryota, Fungi, Ascomycota, Sordariomycetes, Hypocreales, Nectriaceae. The record is from RefSeq and is a predicted model, not a curated record. The transcript has 4 exons.
AUGGAAGCCACAGCUUGGGAUGACGGAUACCCAAAGUAUAAAGGCUGGGUCCGUUGCGGUUGCGACUACGUUCGACCUGCCUGGGGAGAAGAAAGAGGAUGCGGGUAUAAUGAUUGCGAAGGCGGGUUUCACGGGAGUGAUGGAGGUGUUUGGAUUGACUGGGAGUUCAAGGGAGGGGUAACAAAGAGGAGAUGGUAUUGCGAUUGGGAUUGUGCUACGUGGACAGCUGAACAGUUGUGUGAAUGCGACGAUUCAGAUUGUCUUUGCGGCGGCUAAGCGCCCGAAGGUUCCAGCGUGCUUUCGUCAAACUAGGUUAACUGUCGUUUGAGGAUCAUUUUAUGCUGCUAUACGAAUAGACUCGCCAGUUAUUACAAUGUCAAAGGCCAGGCUGGGUCAUGAGAUCACCGUGUUUGAAACUUAUCAACAUUACGUAGUUAUAUACCUUAGUAUUCGUGG